Messenger RNA from Anguilla rostrata (American eel), 4686 nucleotides. RefSeq names its product synapse differentiation-inducing gene protein 1-like. Gene Ontology annotation, cellular component: intracellular membrane-bounded organelle; membrane. NCBI's taxonomy places the organism in Eukaryota, Metazoa, Chordata, Actinopteri, Anguilliformes, Anguillidae. Bases 1266 to 1988 code for a protein of 240 amino acids. The transcript is spliced from 4 exons. The record is from RefSeq and is a predicted model, not a curated record.
CAGAAAACCGCGCCGUUGAGCGCUCUGAUUAUUUUUUGUCACAACCGGCUGAGAGGAAAACAGAAAAUUACAAACUCUCGUUGAGACAGAAGUCGAAAGAGAGCAGUUAUUGAUCUAUUGAGGGACGAGACUGUAUUGCCAUGAUGGCAAAGUAUUGUCGCCAAACUUGCGUGUGAGAUAGACACUCCCAAAGAGAUCCACAAGUCCGUCGCAUACUCGCUAUCGAGUUUAAAAUAAAAUAACAGGCCAAAUUCAUACUGAGUGAAUGUCGAUGUUGGUUACAGGUCUUAUGUGAUUUACGACACAUUCCUGUGUAAUUCAAAAUUAGAUAUAGACCAAUGCGAAAACAAAUGUUGCUGCAUCUCAUUUUUAUUGGAGCGCAACGGCGCGCGUAUGAAAAUAUGGGUAGGUAUUGCCAAUGCCUAGUGGACAAGUGACGCAUUGAAUAAAAGAGAACGUGAACGCGAGCAGGGACAGUUUUUUAUUAUAACAACCAAGACGAUGGUUUAGUCCUUCUACAAGCUCUCAUUUCUUAGAUAUUAGAAAAUAUAUUGUAUUACCAAACUUCAAGAUCCUUGUAUAAUUAUGGACGAAUAUAUGGAUGUAUAGCUACAAACUGGGCAGUCGUUCCUGUUGUAACGCAAUAUAUCUACGUAUAGUCUUACUUUUAAAAUCGGAAUUUAAACUCCGUGUACUCCUAAACAGACAUAAAGCACAUUAUUAAUAAAUGAGGAUUAAAAGUCGUCAUCUGAGGAAGUAUCACAUUCUUGCGCAUAUCCUUUGAGGAACGCUAACUUUUAAGUAGAUUCUCAAAUCUUUUCGUCCGGCGAUUAGGCGGCGGUCAAUUCUAACUGUAAUACCAGUCAGGCAGAAACCGUUCUUCUAGCUCAGAGUGACAGGCUUCGAAAUGAACCUAUAACAAUUCAGAAUUUUGCCUUAUUCAAAUGCUGGAAAUCCAUCAAACCACCGGAUUUUCAAACAGAGAAAUGUUUCAUAAGGACAUCGCAAGCCUGGGCGCGCUGCUUAUAUGCAGCUUACUUCUGACAGUUCAGUGAUAUUUAGUCAUAAGAAACACUCACACUUUUCAGUGGAAUGUAAUGAUGCUCAAAAUAUCGAAUGGGGAUGCUUUCCAACAAAUGACGUUUGGGCUUUCUGAAAACAGCAGCUCCUGGCCUGUUGAACAUCAGCAACGUCAUCAGUUACCUGUUCGCUGCCUGUAAUCUCGCUCCUCAUUGGUCAUUGUGGCAGUAAGACUCACUUCAACCAUGGAGAGCCUGUGCGAGCUGCAGAACCCACUCUUGGACAAGACCAAUAAGCACAUGGUCGGUGAUGACUAUGGUUACCAGGGCGACUUCCCAGCCAACCCGUGUCAGGAGAACAUUAUCAGCUACUUUGUGACUGGUGGGGGCGGCGGCCAGGCCAAGGCCCACCAGCUGCUGGAUGCCACAUCGCUGCACCUGGCUGUGGAGGCCUUCUAUAGGCCCAACUUCAUCCUGUGCAAGGACAGUGCCCUUGCCAAAAGCAAGGACUGCAAGGGGGAGAACUGCGAGACCACCUUCACGGAGGACAAGGAGGCAGAACCCGAAGCCCCCAGCACGGAGGACCCACAGGCCAAGCUUCUGGGGGAGAAGGAGGUGAAGAUCCAGACCGUUUCAUAUGAUGUGGAGGAGGAGGAGUACAUGGAGUAUGAGAGUGACUGUUCCAGCGACAGCGAGAGUGAGGAUAACUUCCUGAUGGUUCCACCGCGAGACCACCUCGGCCUGUCCAUCUUCUCCAUGCUCUGUUGCUUCUGGCCCCUGGGCAUCGCCGCGUUCUACUUCUCUCAGGGGACAAGUAAAGCCAUCACAAAAGGAGACUUCUCCCUGGCAAGCACCGCCUCCAAGAGGGCCCUGUUCUUGGCCGCCCUCUCCAUCACCAUCGGUACGGGGGUCUACGUGGGCGUGGUGGUUGCCCUCGUCGCCUACCUGUCCAAACCGGGGCACGUAUAGCGGCGGGGCGGGGCCCGGCACACGGCCGCCACACCGAUCGGCAGGACGUCCCCCCCCCCUCCCCCCGUGUAUGCCCGCCAUUGUGAGUGAGACUGAGACAGAGGGACGGAGGUUGGAGGAGGUCGGUGUUGACGAUUCCUCAGCGUACGGGGCUGCUUUUAACCCGGACCCGCCUGUCACUCAAGCCUGUUCCGUCGCUGGCCAAAAAAAGGCGCGGCGAUCUGUUCCCCUCCUUUACUCCGACUGCGGCAAACUCCGUGGGACGCACAGCAGGGCGCGUACGCGAGCGCGAGACCAGCGCCCACUCUGUCUCGCAGGCAGCUCUUCGUUUGCAUAAUAAGUCCUAACCGCCACCUUCAGACAGUUUUGUCAGAAAGAAACCUACGUCGUCCGGUAGGAACAGUCCUUUCCGUUUCUCUCUCCGCGGCUGCCAAGAACACACUGCUCCUGUUGCAUUUCCUUGUGAAAUUCCCUCAGCCCCUGCCACCCCCCCACCCCCCCCCCAAUCCUCCCCCCCGGAUUUUGAAUUUUUGCAGGAACUGUUUUACUGUAACCGUCGCAGAUGCCAACAUGGCAUCCGCUGCACUUCAGUGGGCACGAAAUGAGUGAACCGCUGGCACUGACAUGAAGAUCGUGAGAGGCUUCUGCGUAAUUCGUCAUUUAAAUAAAUAAAAGUUGGCAUGAGUAACGUGUGCCCUUGGCUUGUACAGUAGCUUUCUGAGUGAUCGCAGCGACAUAACAAUCCUACAAUGGGGUGUCAGAAUCAAUCCAUCCUUGAGAGAUGUUCUGGGUGCCUUUUUCACGGAAGCCUGCUGUUUUUUUCCCCCCCAUUUUUAAAUAUGAGCGCUCCAGACAUGCGGUGACAUUGACAAGAGGCAGAGUGGAGAUAUUCUCUAUUCAGCUCAGCCACAACCACGGUAAAGGAGAAAUCUUUCCCCUGCAGAAGUCAGGAAGACUGAGAAGUGUCACUCUCUCUCUCUGUGUGCCUCAUUAUCAGCACACAAGGCCGAACACAACCUGCCCUCCGAUCUCUUUCACACACUGCUCUUAGCUUAUUCUGCCUGGUCACAUUACAGCCCUUUACAAAGAAAUCACGUGUUUAAAAACCACAUGUGAACACCCAACAUGUGAAGAGAACACAUGUGAACCAUAAAAAGUAAUCCCUCUUGUAAGAUGAGAGCAGAAAAGGGUUGCCUGUUUAAAGUCAAGUGUUUUGAUUUCACAAGUAAAAAUUCACAUAUGAGAAAUUCACAAGUGGAAAUUCUCAUUCACUUGUGAAAAUGAUCAUUUCACUUUUUUUUCACAUUCACAUUCACAUUGAUUAGCAAUCUUGAUUUCACACAUGAUUUUUUUUUUUAUAAGGGACCGCACAGAAAGAAACAAAUUAUAACUUUUGAGUGGAUUUUCAUGAAAUUCAUGGGAUUCUUGACCAUUUUUGCCAAUAAAAGACUAAGCUACUGUAUCCAUUCAUUACAGUGUAGAUGUGAUCUCAAGGGUCAGUUUCGAGCUAUUUAAAGCAAACAUGUAUGGCAUCCUAAAACAAACAAAUAUAUGGGACUCCCUUCUAUUAUAGAGCUGGGAGUAAUAAGUGAUCGACGUUUUCGCAGUGAUUGGUAGCAACCAUAAAGUAGAGCAAUUUGGAGAGAUGCUACACCAGACCAAAAUAUCAGUGUGGUGGAAGGAACAAAGACAAUGAACAAAGAAAUGCAAUGGUCAACAAUGAGACCGCAUGCAGAGUGAGCCGUCCGACAGUCCAAUAAUCAUUUGGCUGACCUCCGUCCUUCAUGGCUCCACCAACAUGCAAGCCUUUGUGUAACGCAGUGGAGCUAUAGCCAGCUAAAGCAAGCCUGGUUGAAAGCAAGCCUCCUGAAGACCGAAAUUUAAUCAGGGUACCGUCACAGCGCCGAGCGAAUAUGUGGAAGAUGGAUGGAUGGCGAAUUUCUUCAUCAUGCACCUGGAACCAUUUGGAAAGGCCAAAGACAGGACUGUAAAUUAAACAGAAUGAAGCAUCAUUUCCAUCAGCUUUUGGUCAGCGAAACCUGAGCAGCAGUGCCAAUUAUGCUGUGCAUAAGCUGUUUGCCAUUCCUUUCUUUGUCUCCUUCUGCCAUGCUAUCUGAAAAAUAGCUGUCUGCCACAUAGAGAUGGGACUGUCAGUAUUCUGCUACCACUAUGUGUUAUAACAUUAUAACAUAUAGUGGUACCAGAACUUACAUACAUGUAUAUCAGUGAGUCAGUAAUUUAUUGGUGAGUCAAGAUUAAUAAAUGUUAAUUUAAAUGUUGUUAAGAAGGAGACUUUGCUGCCCAGCUUAAUAAAACGCCACAUAGGAUUACAUUAUGCACAUUUGAAAGGAGAUUGUAAAUAACAUAGCGACAUGAACAUUGUGACUUUGUAUGGGAAUUCUCAAUCUGUGGACAAUACUCACCUGUUUAAAAUAUUCAUUAUCUUUGGAUUUAAAAUAUGUAAUGUUUUCUUUAGGUAAGUAUAAAUCACUUAUUUAUGGGGUUUUUUUUAAAUACUUGAACCAUAAUCCAUAGACAUAAUCCCUAAAGUGUAACCAGCAUUUUCAUAUUCUGUGUUAUUGCAAGUCAUGUGACAGAAAUAUUGUACUUUGUUCACGUGAUACAUUGCCUCUCCUUGUGCUUUCUAUUAUCUGUCAUUAUGUAUCAGAAUUAAACCAUUUUUAAAAAUAAAUUUAUA